CGGUAUCGACUCGUUUUUUUGGGGAAUAUUCACUCCGAAAAUUAAAAAACGAAGAAGCAUGAGGAUUUGAGUGAGUAAAAAAAUUGAUAGCAAAAGGUAAAAAACGAGGGUAAAAAGUGGAGAGAAUAAUUGUAAAAAAAGUGGAAAUAUUCGUGAAUUUCAAUAACGGUUAAAAUGAAAAGAGUAUUUUUUCACGAAUAUUUGCUCUCCCAAUCUCAUUCCCUCAGCGAAUUUAUGCUCAAGUUUUAUUCAGGGAUUCAUAAAUUUCGAGGGCCAUCCAAAAUGAUGUUGAUUUUUUUUCAGCCCACGUUUUUAUCACUUUAUCCUGUGCUUACCUCUUGCAAACGACUCGACUCAAAGUCCUCGAGUUGACGCUGAAAACCAACGUUAGGAUUUGCGACGGCACGACCCACUCUCACUACUUUGAGUGCUUCUUUCCACGAGAGAUUCGUGAUGCUCAUGAUAUAAGCAACUGCGACUGUCACGCUCCUCGACAUGCCUGCCAAACUGAUAAGUUCGCCGAUGUUAUUUCAAACGCGGAGCACCGUUGGCCAAAUAUUUUCAUGUUUCCCGAUAAACUCAAUCGAUUUUGCCCGAGGGAGCUUUUCCGAAAGUUUCCAAAGUUCUAUGAUGAGCCGCGGAAGCGAUUUUUUUCAUUCAAAUCUUUGUGUUUUUCAGCCCAAGCUUAAUCGCGAAAGAAUUUCUAUGAAUUGCUCGUCGAAAACAAUCUUAUUCGUGAUACUUUUUCACGUGCUCGGGUGCAUUGAAACUUUAAACUCUCACCAGUGGAUCAACACGUUGCCGCCUCGCAAUCGAGCUGCGUGAAUGAAAUCGUUGCACAGCGAAAAAUAUUGCGAGAGAUUUUGAUCCGGGGUGUCAGCAGCCAAGAUGCACAAGUAGUGCUUGUCCUGAAACGAAGUUGAAAUGAAGAAAAGUUGCUCGCCCCGCGAUCGUCGCAAAGUGACGAGAGUUCGGUGAUUUUAGCCCCGGAUUUAAGGGGCUUUCAUUCGAAUUCUUUCAUUUUAUUUUCCAGCCUAAAGAGCACCGAGGUUAUUGAAACGCGGCGAUAAAAAAAAACUCUAGUGUCGAGGAAAUUGGAGAUUUUCAUGAACGAAAGCGCGAUUCGGCGCGAAUAAAAUGUGUCGAGGAACGAUUGCACUCACAGGGUGGAGCUGCCGAGCCGCAUCGUGGAUGGCAAGGAUGUGAGUUAUCUCGAAACGUUCCAGUUGAACGGGAUCUUUGCUGUCUCGAUAAUUGCCCACGUAGAGUCCCGGAAGAACCUGAGAAAAAAGCUCCCGCGCGCCCUCGACGAGGAUUGCGAAAAGAGGCGAAAAGUGGCGCGCGCGCGGGGUCGAGGAAUUCGCCUCGGCGGAACGGAAUUCCAUAGUGGACUCGGGAUUUAAUGUUUGAAUUUGUAAUUCCGAUACUAGAGUGUGAUUACGGGCGAAUUAUUCGAUCGGGAUUUCGGUCACGGUGUCCCCGAGUCUGUGCUCGGAUUUUUUCUCCUCCGCAUCGGCGCAUGUAUUUCUCUCCGAGAUGUACGGCAACUAUAAAGAGCGUGGAUAAACUGGAGGAAAAAUAAUCCGGUUAGUUAUCAGUCGCGGAUUCGGCACACUCUCGGUUCCACGAGCGUCUUAUCAAUAAUCGCGUAACGCCGACGUUGAGCUCUUUUCGUUUUUUCUUUUAUGUCUCUUAUAGGUUGGGGCUAUCGAGCGUUCUCAAUGCGAGACGAGAGCGAGCGUCGCUCAGACGUUUCGGGACGGCGGAACUUCGAUCUCGGACGCACGUUUCACUCGAGGUGUGACUCCUUCGUUGUACGAUUAGCGAGAAAGUUUCGUCGUUUGAUCGCAGGCGACGAUGAGGCUCCGCCGCUCGAUACUGAUAUCCUCGAUCGUUGCGUUCGUGUCGAGAAUCCACGGAGUUUCGGGUCAAACGACAUUAGCCUCUUCGAGGCUCGGGGGAUCAUCGAAACCGUCGAAUUCGUCGUCGCUCGAGACGUCCGGUGAGAACGAGGCUCCCCUCAGGGCGAGAUUCUCGAACGGGACGAGCCUCAGCGCCGGUCGAAAGGGACCGGAAGCCUCGGGGAGAAACGCGACGGGGAGCUUCGAGCCUCGAGGAUUGUUCGAGGAUAAAGGAAGCUCGAAAUCCAACGCGAAUGGCGACCGCUUGAUCAACUCCGUUUCUGCGCUUCUCUCGGACUCCGCUCCUGCGAGGAGGAGCAUUGAAAACGGCGCUCGGAAGCAGCCCGGAAGGGCCGCGGAGAAAAACGACCUGGACGGGAAGGGGCUCUCCUCGGGAGCUGGAAAUCGGUCUCCGCUCAAUGACACAGGCUUGCACAGGGCUCUGGGAAUCAUGCUCGACCCAAGGAGCGUCGCGGGAGACAAAAAAGUCCCGACUUUUCGUUCGAUGUUCGAAAUCGACGAAGACAACAACAGCGAGUUGAGCGGGCUCGAGGAGAAGGUGAAACUGAUGAUGGCGAAGCUGAGAAGCUCGUCGAAGGAACGCCGAGAAAGUUUGGCGCCCUAUUUCGAACGGUUUUUGUCAGGAGUGCUCGAGAAAUUCGAGGCUCGCGACGACGAGGAGACGGAAGAGCUGGAGGACCUUUUGGAUCGGUGCACCGCUCAGCGCUGUUGCUCCGGUUGUUGCUCCUGCGAGAAACGUAAAAGGAAAAAACCGAAAGCCGGCGCCCAAGCGGCGGCGGGAAAUACGCGCCGCAAGGCCCAGAGGUACAGCGACGACGCUUCGGGCGAUGGAGCGAAAAAAAAAGUGGCGAGUCCCUCGUCGAGCAGCGCAGCCCCGUCGACGACGACGGCGGCGCCGACCAAGUCAGCCCUCGCGAAGGAAACCUCGGAAAGUCACAAAAAAAUGAAAUCGGAAUCGCUGCAGAAGCCGAAAAAUCGUCGCCGAAAGCGUCCCGAGGCUUCGCGACGGAAAAUGCAAGAGAACAACGGCGGACGGAAAAAAACGUGCGUCAGACGAAAAUCUGCUGGCGAGCGCCGCCGCCGCCCUGAGGUCGAACGAGGCUCGCGAUCCAGUCGCCGUAACUUCGACCGAGACACCAAAGACUCGGAGAUAAUCGUUCGCAAGAAACCGCGACCGAAUCGCCGCACCAGCUUCGACGACGAUUCCAGCGACUCCGAGACGAUCGUUCGGAAGAAACCGCGAGCCAAUCGACGCCGCAACUUCCACCAGGAUACCGACGAUUCCGAAAAAAUCUCUCAGAAAAAGUCACGACCGAAGCACCGCGCUAAUUUCGACGAAGACACCAGCGACUCGGAAAAUGUCCCUCCGGAAAACUCGCGACCCAAUCACCGCGGUAAUUUCGACCUGGACGAUCCCCCGGUCGACAUACCCCGAAGAAAUUCCAAUCGCAGUCCCCCCAAGAGCCUCGAAGAAACCGAUUCAUAUUUGUAAAAUUUCGUCGUAUAAAUAAAUACCGCAAAAGCGUAACUGCUCUUUGAAAAAAUAUUGUUAACCUGACUGGUAAACCUCGAAAUUGUUUCGAUCCCUCGAAUAUUCAAACUAUUUUCUUACGAUCAAUUGUUGAGUCUUCUCUCAAGAGUAGUUUUUUCAUCGGUAAAAAUAAAC
Venturia canescens is the source of this 3588-nucleotide messenger RNA. RefSeq names its product RNA polymerase-associated protein CTR9 homolog. The transcript is spliced from 2 exons. The coding region runs from base 1858 to 3414 and encodes 518 amino acids. Lineage: Eukaryota; Metazoa; Arthropoda; Insecta; Hymenoptera; Ichneumonidae. The record is from RefSeq and is a predicted model, not a curated record.